Vitis riparia (riverbank grape) is the source of this 760-nucleotide messenger RNA. RefSeq names its product auxin-responsive protein SAUR77-like. Gene Ontology annotation, biological process: response to auxin. The transcript has a single exon. NCBI's taxonomy places the organism in Eukaryota, Viridiplantae, Streptophyta, Magnoliopsida, Vitales, Vitaceae. The coding region runs from base 52 to 414 and encodes 120 amino acids. The record is from RefSeq and is a predicted model, not a curated record.
UCUCUCUUAGUUUCUUCCUUCUCAGAGGCUUUUUAACAAGCAGUUGGGGAAAUGGCCAAAGGUGGUGGUGGGAAGCUGACGAAGCUGAAGUCAGUGAUAAAGAAAUGGCAGUCAAUUGGGAAGCUAGGGCGGGCAAACGGCAGCUCAAUUGCCGCCGCGAGCCCCUCGGACGACGACAGCGACUCCAGAGACCUCCACCCGGUCUACGUGGGCAAGUCGCGGCGGCGCUACCUCGUUGGCUCCGACGUCAUGGAGCACCCGCUGUUCCGGGAGCUGGUGGAAAGGUCCGGCGACUCCGACACGGUAAACGUUGCAUGUGAGGUGGUACUGUUCGAACACCUCCUCUGGAUGCUUGAAAAUGCUGAUCCCCGCCCAGAAUCACUGGAGGAGCUGGUUGAGUUCUAUGCCUGCUAAUCGCUUGUAGACAUGAAAUAACCGCUGAAGAGGAUGAUUCCGUUCCUGGGUACGGACUCAUCCAGAGAGUACAAGAAAAAAAGUUGUAAAUGUUUUCAAGGCAAUAAUGAUUAGCGGUGUAGAAAUCAAAGAUGAUAGAGAGAAUUGAGAAGCGACGUUUAACCCAUUUCACAUCGGCUAAUCUCGAGGGGCGGUGGGCCCGAUGAGAACUAUGGCUUUUGCAUAUUAUUUAUAUCUAUAUGUAUAAUGUUAUAUUCUUCUCUGUUCAUUCUCAGGUGUAUAAUGUUUAUUCUUAAUCUUCAUUCGUAAAUCUGUUUCAUCCAGCUAAUUCCUUCUUCUUCUUGUA